Strongylus vulgaris is the source of this 338-nucleotide messenger RNA. Lineage: Eukaryota; Metazoa; Nematoda; Chromadorea; Rhabditida; Strongylidae. The record is from the annotation of a GenBank genome assembly.
AUGGUCGCUUUUGACGAUGCUAUCCCUCGCGUGUUGUCCUUUUAUGAUCAAUGUCCGUCUGCUGCUGAAAACAAGUAUCUUAUGGUCGGCCUGAAUCUCAUGUUUCUCCUAGCAAGUAAUCGUCUAUCUGACUUCCAUAUGCUGCUGGAAUCAGUACCUCAGCAUAUACAGACGAGUAACCCUUACAUUUCUACACCAGUACGCCUCGAACAGUCUUUGAUGGAGGGAGCGUACAAUAAGGUCAUACUCACGGAGAAGACUAUCCCUAGCCAAUAUUACAGCACAUUCAUCAGGAUCAUGAUGGAUGCAGUCAGGUAUUCUUUGAAUAACGGCUAGUU